Arabidopsis lyrata subsp. lyrata is the source of this 1909-nucleotide messenger RNA. Its product is annotated as probable WRKY transcription factor 21. Gene Ontology annotation, biological process: regulation of DNA-templated transcription. The coding region runs from base 393 to 1505 and encodes 370 amino acids. Gene Ontology annotation, molecular function: sequence-specific DNA binding; DNA-binding transcription factor activity. The record is from RefSeq and is a predicted model, not a curated record. The transcript has 3 exons. NCBI's taxonomy places the organism in Eukaryota, Viridiplantae, Streptophyta, Magnoliopsida, Brassicales, Brassicaceae.
AACUUAUAGAGAGAGAGAAGAGAGAGUGUCUGUGUGUGCAAGAAAGUCUUCUCUUUCACACCUUUCGUUUUCUCGAACCUCUCCUUUAAAGAUGGUGGAGGAAUCUUGGGUUUGACAACUCAUUAACACUGACCCUCUUUUUAGCUCUACAAGCAUCCAAGGAACCCUCUUACUUUUCCUUCUUCUUCAUUCCCUCUCUCUCAAUUCCUCCUCUUUUUUUACCUUGAUCUUCUUCUUAUAAGAGACUCAGAGCUUUCAAGCUUAAGAAAGGGAACUUCUUUGGGGAUGGGUUUGUGUAAAGAUUGAAACUUGACUAUCUGGGUCUUGAGUCUUGUGAGUGAAAAUUUUGUUUUUUUCAGGGGAAAAUUAGGGUUCUUAGGGUUGUGUAAGAGAUGGAGGAGAUAGAAGGAACAAACAGAGCAGCUGUAGAGAGUUGUCAUAGAGUUCUUAAUCUUUUACAAAGACCACAACAACAAGAUCGUGUUGUGUUUGACAGGAAUUUGGUAUCUGAAACUAGAGAAGCUGUGUUUAGGUUCAAGAGAGUUGGGACUUUGUUAAGCAGUAGUGUGGGUCAUGCUAGGUUUAGAAGAGCUAAGAAAGUUCAGACUAAUUUGUCUCAAAGCCUCUUUCUUGAUCCCUGUCAACAAAGAACUACAACAGAAGUUCCAUCAUCAUCGUCUCAGAAAACACCGGUACUCCGGUCUGGUUUCCAGGAAUUGAGCUUGAGACAACCUUCAGAUUCAUCACUCACUUUAGGGACUCGCUCUUUCAGUUUAAACUCAAAUGCUAAAGCUCCUCUCCUUCAGCUUAACCAGCAGACAAUGCCUUCUUCGAAUUAUCCUACUUUGUUUCCAGUACAACAACAACAGCAACAACAGCAGCAGCAACAGCCGUUUCAUGAACGGUUACAAGCUCACCAUCUUCAUCAGCAGCAGCAGCUGCAGAAACAUCAAGCUGAGAUUAUGCUUAGGAAAUGCAAUGGUGGGAUAAGUUUGAGUUUCGAUAACUCGAGUUGUACUCCAACCAUGUCGUCUACUAGGUCCUUUGUUUCUUCACUUAGCAUAGAUGGUAGUGUUGCUAACAUAGAAAGAAAGAACUCGUUUCAUUUGGUUGGGGUUCGGAGUUCAACGGAUCAGAAUUCACUACACUCUAAGAGGAAAUGCCCCCUGAAAGGAGAUGAACAUGGAGGCUUAAAAUGUGGGAGCUCUAGCCGAUGCCACUGCGCUAAGAAGAGGAAACAUCGGGUUAGGAGAUCGAUCAGAGUACCGGCUAUAAGUAACAAGGUUGCAGAUAUUCCUCCUGAUGAUUAUUCAUGGCGAAAAUAUGGUCAGAAACCCAUCAAAGGCUCUCCUUAUCCUAGGGGAUAUUACAAAUGCAGUAGCAUGAGAGGUUGUCCAGCGAGGAAGCAUGUUGAGAGAUGUUUGGAAGAUCCGGCAAUGCUUAUUGUUACUUAUGAAGCAGAGCAUAACCACCCGAAAUUGCCAUCUCAAGCCAUAACAACUUAACUCUCUUUCAUCUUUAUGGUUCAACAAAAACCUUCUCAUGUAUGUUAUGUUUUGUGCGCGAUGAUCGGCUUUGGGAUUGCUGCAAUGUUGUGAUAUAUGAUCGGAGCAAGUGCUUUUGUUGGGGUGGAUUUGCUUGUGAGAGUUUGCUGCAAUUGUUGGAUUUGAGUAAAGGGGUUAAUGUAGGAUUUGUCAAGACUCUUUCUCUUAAGUUUAUUGCUCUUGAUGAUUAAUAGUUUCUGGCUAUGUAUUUUUUUUUUCUCAAGUUCGCUUUUUAUUAUUUGGUUUGGUGCUAUUAGAAUUUGGAGAUUGGUGCUUAGUAACUUAAAUAUAUGAUUAGGGAUAAAGAAUAUUGGAUUCUGUUCUGUGUUUUUCAGCUGAGAAAUACAUGAAUCAUAUUGAAUCAA